Molecule: messenger RNA, 1659 nt
Organism: Filobasidium floriforme
Lineage: Eukaryota; Fungi; Basidiomycota; Tremellomycetes; Filobasidiales; Filobasidiaceae
Product: peptidase
Exons: 8
Coding region: 184-1479 (431 amino acids)
Biological process (GO): proteolysis
Molecular function (GO): metalloexopeptidase activity
Source: RefSeq, a predicted model, not a curated record
UGAUAACCGGCAGCGCCAUCGAUACCGGAUGCGGCCGAGAGCAGCAUCUGGGGCUUCGCAAUCGUAGAUCCAUCCAUGAUCUCGAGUUCAGAUCAAAGGCAUACAAUUACAUCAACACUAACCACUUGACUCCGUUCAACCUCCUCUGCGUCAAAGAGAUACUGCCGACAAACCAUCAUCAACAUGCUCACAAACCUCAUCCCGCUGCUAGCUCUGCUGGCCCUGGCGCCCAGCUCGAUCACCGCCUCGCCCAUGAUCGCCAACGCCCCUUCGCAGUCCGCUCUCCAAGCUCCUUCCCCGCACGAGCUCUUCCGAUCCGCCCUCUUGACGGACGACCAAUCUUCACACAUCAGGAACGCAAUGUACGAGUGGAAGGAAGACGGGUUCGAUCUCGACCUGAAGGAGAAGAGGUUGAUCAGGUUUGGAGAGGAUGAGGUGCCCGUCUGGAUGACCGAAUUGGAGAAGAUCGAGGCCAAGGCCAAGGGUCUUAAAUUCAUGGAUAUCACUGAUCACCCCGAUCUUGGUUUCGCAUCGUUGAUCUCGCCCGGAGGCAAGCAUCAAAAGGUGUUUGAAUACCCUUCGCCUUCCAAGGCCAACAGCACGACCAACAAUUACAUCCACUCCCUCUUCCCCAGCAUUUCAACCGACUCGAUGCGCACCUUCCUCGGCCACUUUUCCGGCGGUUUCCGAACCCGGUAUUACAAGUCGUCCACCGGUGCCGAGUCGUCCAGGUGGUUGCAGAGCAAGGUCGAAGAGUUUGCCAAGCUGAACAAGGCCACGAAAGUCAGCGUGAGGGCGUUUCAACAUCCUUGGGGACAGAGCAGUAUUAUCGCUAGGUUCCCGGCGGCUGGGAAGAAGGACAAGAAGAGGAGCGUCGUCGUCGUCGGGGCUCAUCAGGACAGUACCAACUUGUGGCCAUUCUUGCCUGCUCCCGGAGCCGACGAUGAUGGGUCGGGCACGACCUCGACCAUCCACGCCUUCAAGGCGCUAAACGAAGCCGGCUACGUACCUACGGAAAGCGACCUCGAGUUCCACUGGUUCAGCGCCGAAGAGGGCGGUCUCCUCGGGUCUCAAGCGAUCGCCAAGGAAUACGAAGCCGAGGGCGUCGUUGUCAAGGCCAUGGUCCAGAUGGACAUGACCGCCUGGGUAAAGAAGGGGACCGAGGAGGUCGUAGGAAUCAUCACCGACUUUGUGGACCCGGCCUUGAGCGAGUUUAUGACCAAGGCUGUUGGCGCUUAUCUUGAUAUUCCUGCCGUUCCUACCAAGUGCGGUUAUGCUUGCUCGGACCACGCUAGUUUCUCUCAGGCUGGAUACCAAUCCGCUUUCACCAUCGAAUCGACCUUUGCCGACUCGGACAAGCUGAUCCACUCUACCGGGGAUACUACCGAGCACGAAGAGUUCUCUUUCAACCAUAUGAAGGAGUUUUCAAAGCUGGCUAUCGCGUUCGGAGUCGAGCUGGCUGGGUACGAGGGCAAGUGAGCGAGGGGGAAGUAUCCCGGCUGAUCGCAAUCUCAGCAGCCAAGGGAAUGAAGGAGGAUGGAGAGGGGAGCUUGUAUAAGUGACUGAGGGAUGGCGAGGACGUUUUGCAUUCGGUCUUAGGUCGAGAGUAGGGAUUUAUGUGUAGUAUAUAGUUGUCAUGAUGCAUCACAGUCUUGUAGA